This is a messenger RNA of Capsicum annuum, 1035 nucleotides long. RefSeq lists its product as uncharacterized. The coding region runs from base 47 to 835 and encodes 262 amino acids. The transcript has 2 exons. NCBI's taxonomy places the organism in Eukaryota, Viridiplantae, Streptophyta, Magnoliopsida, Solanales, Solanaceae. Gene Ontology annotation, molecular function: zinc ion binding; nucleic acid binding. The record is from RefSeq and is a predicted model, not a curated record.
AAUUUUAUUGAGAUUUUCACCAACAAUUUUUAAGGAGAUUCAUAGGAUGGCAACAACUAAAAAUUUCGCGGAUGUCAAGCUGGGUGAUCUGAACAAACCAUUCCGGUUCGACGGUACCCACUUUAAAAGGUGGAAGGCCUUGCAGAGUAAGUGUGACACUGAGGAGGAGGGAGCGAAAAAAUAUGCAGCCAGUAGAUUUUUCCAUUUCCAAAUGGUGGACAAUAAAUCAGUGGCAGACCAAGCUCAGGAUUUUGUAAUGAUUGUUGGCGAGCUCAGAUCUGAGGAAAUAAAAAUUAGAGAUAACCUUAUUGUUUGUGGCAUAAUUGAUAAACUUUCACCUUUGUGGAAAGAAUUUCAAAAAACUAUGCGUCACAAGCAAAAGGAAACAUCUCUUGAGACUUUAAUAAUGAGAAACCGUAUGGAAGAAAAAGAAAGGGGCCAAGAUGCACUUAUGAAAAUAGAAGAGAACAACAUCACACCGAAGGUAAAUUUAACUUCAAGUAAUUCUACCAAUGAACCUAACAAAAAUAUUGUUUUGAAGCCUAAGAAGAAAAAAUUCAAGAAAAAUAAUGGUAGACACCCCAAUAAUAAUAAUGGUGGAAAUAACCAAGCAAAAAGUCAACAUGAACAACAAAAAGGACCAUGCUUUAUCUGUGGCAAGAGUGGGCAUAUUGUUCGAUUUUGCAAGUUUCGAAAACGUGUGCCUACACCUCAGGUAAAUGUUACCGAAGAACUAUUUGUGGCGAUGAUAAAAGACAUAUAUAUGGUGGAGAAUGUUGAUGGAUGGUGGGCUGACUCUGGUGCAAACCGUCAUGUUUGUUAUGACAAAGACUGAUUUAAAAAUUAUAAAAAUUUUGAGGAGCCCAAAAUCGUCAUGCUUGGAGAUUCACACACAAGUCAAGUACUUGAAGUGGGAGAUGUCGAAUUGAGAUUUACUUCUAGAAGAGUAUUAAUCUUAAAAGAUAUGCUAUAUACUCCUUCCAUAAGAAAAAAUUUAAUGUCGAGUUUUCUUCUUAAUAAGGCGGGCUUCAAACA